AUGCCGGUGGACAUCGGGAAUUGCAGUCGUGCACUGAUUAGAUACUACUACGAUCCGAUUGACGAUGAAUGCAAACAGUUUAAAUACUCUGGCUGUGGUGGAAAUGCAAAUCGAUUCAUGCGACGAACGAACUGUAAGAGUCACUGUGUGAAGAGGAUCGAAGACAGAACCGAACGAUUCAGUUCGACUUCGGUGAAGAGGCUCCUGAAACUUGAUCGCAUUUACAGUGUGGGUGCAAUCCCCGAUGUCAGCGGUUGUCCCCAGUGUGAUCCACUUUAUGGUUUAUGUCUAAACAAUAAGUGUGGUUGCAUAGACGGAUUUCGGGCACUGGGCAAUAUCUGUAUUGACGUAAACGAAUGUCGAACUGGAUCGGUAUGUCCGGCGAACUCGCGCUGCGUGAACACAGUCGGUUCGUUCCGCUGCGAGUGCGGUUUCGGUUUCAGCGAUGACGGCCAGUGUGUGAUAAGAAGAGGUCAGGAACGCCUCCAUACGAUUUCUGUUGAUAAUUCCAGAUACUACUACGAUCGUGAGGCCAAUGUAUGCCGGCAGUUUCUGUAUGGUGGAUGUGUGGACAAGUCAAAGAAUAUCUUUCCCGAUCCGGAGGUUCGUAAUCUCGGUAGUGAUUGUUUCCAAAAUGAAUGUGAACCGUUUUGGUACGAUGGUUCAUGUGAUCCAGAAGCUGUCCAGGAGAAGAACUUUUUCGAAUUCUUAGAUUUAUGCCAGAACGUUUGCUCAGCUCGCAGUGUCAUCACUACCGUACAGACAUCGCUCAAUCCUAUCUCAAGCGAACGACAGAAAAUCUAUUUCGCAGAAUCAACUCCUGUGCAAGAACAUAAUAAAUCAUUUUUAGAAUUGACUUCUGUCGUCACUCAUGCAACAAUUGCUGUUCACCAGCACGAAGUCAGCAAUUUUGAGGCGAAAACGCCUACGCAAACAUUCGAUCGUAUGAAGUACAUGGAAGAGUUCAGAAAAAAAUUGAACUCAUUUCCGAAAGGAUACAAAAAGCGAGUGAAAUCAUGGCUACCCAUGUCAGUCACUAUAUCGACACCUCACACCACGGCGAAAGCAUACGAAACGAGAGUCUGUAGGCCUAUCAUUCCGAAGCUGAAAUUGAAGUGGUUCUUCAACAGCGAGCGUGGUACCUGUAAAUCGUUCUGGUAUGGUGGAUGUGAGACUGAUGCGCGAAAUUUUUUCGGUGAUGUUAAGAGUUGUCGGACAACAUGUGGACACAAGAUGUUCAUGCAGAAAGAUGCUCCUCAUCCUCACCAUCAUAUCAUGCCAUCAAUGCUAUGGCCUGUCAUUUCGCCUUCCUCAUUCAUACCGGUGUCUCCAGUAGUUUCUGAAGUUAGUCUCUCUUCCACAGAUGCAGCAACGGCCACUACCACUUCGGAUGUGUCUGCGGAACUGAAAACGCACGUCGUUGGGAUUUCAUCCAUUGUGUCCAGUGGAGUUACUGAUGGUAAUGAGUCCUCCACAAUCGGCACUAGCCAAACUAAUACAUCUGGACAUAUCUGCGGCGAAGGGUUUGACCCGAAAUGGGAUGAGGAUUGUGCUGACGAUAACUGGGUAAUUCGUGCGUAUUUUGACCCGGAUAAGAAAGGAUGCAAGCGAAUAUGGUGGGGCGGAUGCGAGACGAACAACAAGAAUCUAUGGAUGAACAUGGAGGAAUGCCGAAAAGGUUGCCUUCACAAGAUCAACUCUGUGUCAAAGCCGUCUCCUUGGGCAACGACAUCCAGAGUUACAUCAUCCACAGAACUGCCGUCGAAUUUUUCACCCAAGAGUCCUACGUCUGGUAUCCGACACUACCGUGCUAAGGCUAAGACGAUCUCAAAUGAACGAGUGUUUCAAGCCGAUCUCGAAAGACAACUGGCCAGUAUAAAACGCCACCACGAAAAUCGAGAAGAUUUAGCUUAUAGUAAGCUUGUCAACCAUCCUGUCACCAUAGCAUCUGAAUGUCUUGAGCCAUUCGACAUAAAUCUCACCAAAUCAUGUGACGACGGCAAAGAAUGGACAAGCAGGUAUUACUUCGACAGAGAUCUUCGCGUGUGCAGGAUGUACUGGCAUGGCGGGUGCUUCUCGUCAAGUCGGAAUGACUUUGCCAACCAAGAGUCAUGCAUGUGGAGGUGUAUGGGGCAGCAUACUGAGCCGGCUUCAAAAGCGUGUCUUGAUCCAUUCGACUGGGUUUACCUUGAAGACUGUCGUCAUGGCGAAUUCAGCGAUCGAUAUUACUUUAAUCAUGAACGAAAGGAAUGCAAAUCUUUUCAAUGGGGUGGAUGUCAGUCGCUGUCGCAAAAUUUUUUCACGACACUGAAUCGCUGUAAAGAGCUAUGUGAAUCUUUGCCGCAAGAGUUUGCACAAUCCUGUCUUGAGCCGUUCGACGACGGUUAUCGCGGCUCAUGUUCCUCAGAUGGUCGCUUCAAAGAGUACUACUAUUUUGAUCAUCUUACAAGCACUUGUCAAAUGUUUUGGUUUGGAAAUUGUCCUGGUUCUAGUCACAACAUUUACCCGACAUUAGAAUUUUGCCAAUGGAUAUGCGAGCGACAUCGUGAUGAGCGUAAACCAACAUAUUGUAGUGACAAAUUCGAUCCGACCUACAGACAGUCGUGCGGAGACGGGCAUUGGGUUGAAAAAGCAUUCUUUGACCAUGAAACGGAAAGUUGCGCCACUUUCUGGUGGGAUGGCUGCAUAUCGACAUCACAGAAUAUUUUCAAUGAUUUAAGGACUUGUCAGAAGCUCUGCGAAGGUCAAGGUGAGAUUUCUGUCGUGCUGUUCGAAUCUAUUUGCAGCUAUCCAGCCUAUUAUUUUGACCGGCUCGCACAAAGUUGUCGUCCAUUUUCUUAUUCUGGAUGUGGCGGUAACGAAAACCGCUUUCUAACCCUCUCACAGUGCGAAAGCCUAUGUGAACCAUUCGUGCACAUGACAGAAAGUGAAAUGGACUGUCACAUGCCUCUGGAGAUUGGUUUUGGUAGCAGUGACAGCAAUUGCCUACCAGACGCUGGCUUUCGUUUUUAUUUCAGUCGCAGUCAAGGAAAAUGUUUACGAUUCUGGUAUCACGGUUGUGGUGGUAACGCGAAUAAUUUCUAUUCAUACGAAGUGUGCCAGAGAACCUGUGAAAUUCAAAUGCAAAGAGUGGACAGAAAACCGAGGGCGAAUGGCAACGGUAUAUUUGGGAUAAAUUAG
Molecule: messenger RNA, 3180 nt
Organism: Angiostrongylus costaricensis
Lineage: Eukaryota; Metazoa; Nematoda; Chromadorea; Rhabditida; Metastrongylidae
Source: the annotation of a GenBank genome assembly